AAUUCUAGAGCGGUGCCUCAGUGCUGCUGAUAACAGGCUGCCUGGCUGUGCAUAAGCAAAUAAACCCGUGUGAUCAGCUGACUGCAAGAAGGAGCAAACACAAGAAAUGGAUGAAACAUUAAAUGUGGACACAGAGCAGACGCUCACUUGUUUAACCCUCACCAUGUAUCAUCCAAAUCACCAAGAUCAAAAACUCUUCAGAGGCAUCAAUUUUAGCCGUAAAGAAGAAAUAAAAGCAGAUGCGGUUGUGGCCUUUGGACGCGACUAUAAUGUUUGCCGCUAUCCUUUGCUUAGUAACAGAGUCUCCCGGAUUCAAUUCAACUUGCAGUUCUUCAAGCAUUUCAACUGCUCCACUACCGCCAUUGAGAUAAAGAACUUAAGCAAAAAAAACAAACUUUAUGUGGACAACCUGGAAUUGGAUUAUCUCAACAAGAUUGAACUUCCACCAAAGUGUAUGAUCCGCUUCGGAGACUUUCAGAUAUUAGCAGUAAUCGAAAGAGGAGACUGUGAUGAGAAGUUUGAAAUAUGCUGUGAAAAAUCCCACGUGUCCCUUGUUCAGGACAGUUUUAUACCAACUAUGCAGCCAAUUCCAGAAUGUGGAACCCUAAAUGCUGUUGAAAUUGAUGAGAAUGAAUAUUAAAUUUGUAACUUAAAAUUCUAUACCACAAAAUGGUGGUGUAACUAGAAAGGCUACCAGGCCAAUUCAUUGUAGGCCCCUUCCCUUAACUUUGGAAAUAAGACAUUUUUUCAUAAACAUGUAAGGAUUAUCGGUCCCCAAGGGACCCCCCCCCCCCCAACAGCUGCAGGGGCUGCCACCUCUAUAGUUAUGUACUCAUAACAGAUUGUUGUCAUGAGAUGCUAGAGUCAGAUGGAGCUGGCAGAGGCACAUUCAAGUAAAUGGAAAGGCCACUGACAACACUGCCUUCAGUAAUUAGUGUGCUAUUUGUGUAUUGACUCCAAAUGCAGUUUUUAGAAGUUUAUGCAACACUGUGUCAAAAUACUCCCGGGAAACCUAUCCUGCCAAACAGUAUUUUAAUUAAAAAAAAAAAAAAAAUAAUCAGAUAUAGUAUAACAAUACCCUACUGUUAACAUUGUACAGAAUCACUUUAACCUGAAGGAAUGACUUAUACUCAGUAAGGUGACUUUGCUGUUAUAAAAACAAUUUUUCUUCUGAAUUUUUCCUCUGAAAACAUGUGUAAGUAUAGCUGUAAGGUGUUUGUAUUAAACUUUGAGAUGUUAUAACUAUAAAUAAUCUGCAUAGCAAUCCUUAACACAUCAUUCUUAACGUAUUAUUAAUAUUAACAUUUAUUUAUAAAGCGCCAACAUAUUCCGCAGUGCUGUACAAUAAGUAUGUGAUGUAGUUGGGGUCAGUGGUCCCCAGAGUUAUUCUACUUUGCUUAAUGGUGCACCCCAUAAUAUGAACUCUUCCUACCUCAUAACCCCCCCCUCCCGUGACUUUGCUGUUACCCCAUGUGGUCACUCCUCUUGUUUUUUUUUUUUUUUUUAAAAAGUUUGAUGUUUGGAUCAAAAAAAAGUUGCACAGUACACAGGGAAAGAGAGUGGACAAAUAGACUAGCCACCUGGGGGUUAGAACCAAGUAUUUAUGGUCAGGAGCAUAUCAUGAGCAUUAAUGUAGAAUGGAGCAUUGGCCUUUCCCAAUUACAAACACUCACAAACAUUAAUAUUGUAUUGUUAUAGCAAUAUUGCUUGAUAAAACAUUUCCCCAGUCGCUCCAGAUUCAGCAGAUACAUUAUAGCAAAUAAUCAUUUCAUAAGAAUCCCAUCUGAAGUGUAAAUUUUGCUCCAUAUUCCUUUUUUUAAAUUUUUUUUUUAAUGCAAAGGAAAAAUGGAAAAUGAAAGUAACUGCUUGCCCUGCAGGGCAGGUAAAAUAUGAUAGCUCAGAUUUUUAACUAUGUUUUACAGGUAUGGAUGUUUAAUAAAGAUUUUGAGAUUAUUUAAUUUGAAAAGGACUUUUGUAAUACAGGUUAUGAGUGGGUGACGUCCACCUGAUUUACUAACCCACGAAUCCGAAUUGGAAAAAUUCAGAUUGGAAAAUCAACAUUUUGCAAUUUUUUCGUUGCCUUUACAACUUUUCGUAAAUUGUCGCAACUUUUUCGUAACCAUUACGACUUGCGCGAAAAGUCGCGACUUUUUCGUAGCCAUUACGAUUUGCUCGUAUCUUGUCGCGACUUUUUCGUAUUGAGCGCUCGUUAACUGCGGGCAAAACUUUCAGACUUAGCAUGAUUUUGGAAGCCUCCCAUAGGACUCAAUGGCACUCUGCAGCUCCAACCUGGCCCAAGAAAAGUCACGAUACUGAAGCUUGAAUGAAUCCGAAACGUUCGUACUUGGUGCGAAGGCUACGAAAAAGUCGCGACAAUUCGCGCAAGUCGUAACGCUACGAAAAAGUCGCGACAUUUUGCGAAACAGUCGGAAUGGCUACGAAAAAGUCACGACAAUUUACGAAAAAAAUCGCAAAAUACCGAUCAUUACGAAAAAACCGCAUUCGGACGCCUUCGGACUGUUCGUGGAUUAGUAAAUGUGCCCCUAAGAGUGCCUAACAUUUUGGCACCCCCAAGUGACUUAGCCUUUCCUCCUCCUUUAAGGAAAAAAUUUAAACUGCUAGGCACAGUGAUUAUUAAUAUUCCAUUUAUUGGAGAAAAAUGCCAAAGUGGUCUUGAUACAAUAGAAAUUGUGGAGGAAGAGCUAGGUUACCUUUAUCAGUAUUUUAUAUUUGUGUUCCAAAAAAUUCUGCUUCCCAUCAAAGUGACUCAUAUUUUACACAGCUUCUGCAUGUGGUUAUAGUUUGCCCAUUAUAAAUAGAGAAAGGGACUUUUAUGACAUGGUCAAAAACAGUACUUCUUUCAAAUGGGUGUGUUGCAAUAGAAGUCUGCAAAGGAUGAUGAAGAAAGUUCAUUAUGGACUGUAGGUGCCCAUACACCUUCAGAUCCACUCGCCAGGCUAAUUCAAUCUGGGGGGCAAACGAUCGAAUUAUAACGACGGGUAUAGGCAAAGUUGGUCCGGGGAACGCAUCAACAAGCCGAUCCGACUAGAUUUUUUAACCUGUCCGAUCGAUAUCUGGCCGAUUUCAGGCCAGAUAUCGGUCGGGCAGGCCCGUCGGUAGUGCCCUACACGGGCUGAUUAGCUGCCGAAUCGGUCUAAGGGACCGAUAUUGGCAGCUAGAAUCGGCCCGUGUAUGGGGACCUUAAGUCUUUGCUUUACUAUACUAAUUAAACAGAUAAACAACUCUGAAUCCCUUGUGUCCAAAAUCAGUAUGUGCAGGCUCAUGUAUAUUCCAAGAAUUUGUGAGGAUAUUGUGGUCAGAAUGUGGUGCAUGGAACACCUAUAAUUUUUCUUUAGCCGCUACCUGUAACAUGGGUUAUUUUUUCUUAGGCGAAUUCUAGAUGGGGCUGAUUCUUGGCCUGUAGAAAAACGCAGGCCAAGAAUCAGCUGCUACACUGGCAUUAGACUUAUGUAGACAGUAAAUAUAUAAGGUUGCAUAUUACUGUGUAAAUAUUAUGUACCCGCUUUGUGCAAUAUCAGCCAACUGGUAGUGCUUUUGGUGUUGCCUGAUACAAAUACCCAGACACCACAAGAAAUAAAAUAGUCCCUUUAAAGAUGGAUAAAGGCAGAGAACGAUUUCUUUUUGGCCUUAUAAAUUAUUGUAGAGUCAAUACCCAGAGCUCACGAGUGAGGCAGUGUUAACCCUUUCAUGGUACUUUGCAGAACUGGGUUUCUGAGUUUAAUUCUUAUCAGCACACACUUCAAAAAGCGCAUGCAUGUUAAAGGGAUGAUUCACCUUCAAGUUAACGUUGUAUGUUAUAGAAUGUCCUAUUCUUAGCAACUCUGCAGUUGGUCUUUAUUUUAAUAUUUUUUUAUUUAUUUACUCUCCUCUUCUACAUCUCAUCUAGCUCAGAUGGGGGUCACCGAUUCCAACAGCCAAAAAACUAUUGCUCUUUGGGACUAUACUUUUGUUGUUAACUUUUAUUACUUAUAUUUCUAUUAUGUCUCUCUCCUUUUCAUAUUCCAGUCUCUCAUUUCAACCACUGCCUGCAAUUCCACCUCUUCAUUGGCUGCUAGACUGGAGGGUGUGUUUAGUAAUUUGAGCUGAGAACAACUGAGCAUGCCCACAAGCCAGAAGUCAAAGCAAAUUCCUGAGGGAGGGGGGUGAGUGGGUUACAGAAGGAGAAAGAAAUCUAAGUGAUUAAGGAGAUGCUGCAGCCUUACUAUUAACCUCUGGACAACCAGUGUAGCAGGUAUUGAAAGAUUUCAAAGAGGCUGUUCACGGAUUACAUUUUUGGGUUUGGUUUACAUGUCCUUUAAGUGCCCUUCUGCUGGUCCUUGAAACAUAACUGUAGGUACAUAAGGUUUGUAUAAAUAAAACACAUUGGUAGACAACAAAA
Molecule: messenger RNA, 4399 nt
Organism: Xenopus tropicalis (tropical clawed frog)
Lineage: Eukaryota; Metazoa; Chordata; Amphibia; Anura; Pipidae
Gene: tifa
Product: TRAF-interacting protein with forkhead-associated domain
Biological process (GO): signal transduction; positive regulation of canonical NF-kappaB signal transduction
Cellular component (GO): cytoplasm
Source: RefSeq, marked provisional